AUGGCCCACUCACCCGCGUGCAACUACAACGCCGCAAAGCAGCCCGGCUCGGCCUUCCAUGACAGAAGGGGCGUGUUCAUCUCCCAUAGUCGGGUCCACCGGGUGUUUUCAAUGGCAAAUGUCCAGGGCCGGACCUCGCUCGCUGCCAUCCGCUCACCGCCGGACCUUGCUCGCUGCCGGCCGCUCACCGCCGGAGCACGCUCACGGCCCGCUGCCGGAGCACGCUCGCAGCCCGCUGCCAGAGCUCGCUUGCAACCGAUCACUCGUGACCGGGCGCUCGCUGAAAGAAGAUUCGCCUGUGCCCCGCCGGCUUCUCUUUGGCAGAAGGGCGCCGUGAACCGAUCCGCCUUCAGCAGCACCAAGAGUGGCCAGUCGCAGAGCUGGAGUCCCGUUGCCCCCUCCAUCUACGUCUGUAAGAUGCCACCAAAGGGAAUAAAACACAGUGCAGACUCUGAAUAUACGAAAUUCCUGCAAAUGGAACAUGCUUUUGAAAAUCCAGAGAAAUCAUCACAAAUGAAGAAGAAACGUCAUUCCAAAACCUCAAAUUCAGUGGAUUCAUUUGAAAUGACAGCUGCAGGUGCAGGUCGAGAGAUCAGCAUGCUUUUUGCAAAGUUUGCAGAUAUGUUAUCUGAGAGAGCAGCAGUGGAUACAGCUCAAAGGAAGGAGCUGGAGAGCCUUCUCCAGGAAGCUCAAAAUCUUGAAUCUGUCCUGAAAGAUAAGAAGAAUCACCUCAAGCAAACAUUGGUUCAGAUUUCUGAUAAAUUGUAAUGUUGUUUUUGCUGCAUGAACUAUGUACUUAAGAGUUUUCAUUGUACUGUGAAAUAAGUCAUUUUGUGUUCCCUCUAAACUUCGUGGAGAAUCUUAAUUCACUCCUGAAAUUCACAUGGCAGUAUACAUAUUACCAAAAUACAAUAUAUGAUAUUUUUGUGACUAUAAUUGCUGUUACGCUUGUUUGGUUUUACAUGGUAAUUGGAAAAGAUUAAAUGAAAUGUGUGUGUGUGUGUGUGUGUUCUUUUUGCACUGCCAUUUGGAAUCAUAAGAAAAGCGUGACUGCUAUGAUUGUAAUAUUAAUUGUGUUUUGAAUGACCUAUGUUUGAAGCUAACCCAGUUAAUUUAGAACAUUUACUUAGUUUUAGUCUUUGAAUUUUCUUGGUGAAAUGUUAAAUACAAUAUGUUGCUUAUAUUAAUUCUAAAGAUAUUACCACAAGAUGGAGACAAACUAUUUGA
Molecule: messenger RNA, 1227 nt
Organism: Syngnathoides biaculeatus (alligator pipefish)
Lineage: Eukaryota; Metazoa; Chordata; Actinopteri; Syngnathiformes; Syngnathidae
Exons: 7
Coding region: 1-768 (255 amino acids)
Source: RefSeq, a predicted model, not a curated record